Molecule: messenger RNA, 1728 nt
Organism: Exophiala viscosa
Lineage: Eukaryota; Fungi; Ascomycota; Eurotiomycetes; Chaetothyriales; Herpotrichiellaceae
Product: pyridoxal phosphate-dependent transferase
Exons: 2
Coding region: 313-1515 (400 amino acids)
Biological process (GO): biosynthetic process
Molecular function (GO): pyridoxal phosphate binding
Source: RefSeq, a predicted model, not a curated record
AAGGGUGACGUUCUACAGUACCAGGUUUUGGUCAUUGGCUGCAUGCCUAUGACCAGGCCGUUUUGGGCGUGGAAGACCGUAGGACUAACCCAAAAUAGCGAUCAAGCGCGCCCUUAAGUCUACAAUGCUCCGCUGCGCUUUCAAACGUCACCGGGAAGGGCGCACUAGGGCCUCCAGUAUAUCAGAAGUACAUGACUCAGAAUAAUGAGUACCAUUUCAAUCCCACCUCUGGACACAGAUCUUAUUCAGUGAUUCCUACGAAUAGCACCUAUCAAGCAGUGACCACCAGUCAGGGCCAGCACUAUUUCCACAAUGGGCAAAUUGCCCAUCUUCGAACUUCCGAAGUACAUCGAUGAGAACGCAGUCCAGGCAAAGCAUGUUCUUGCAGGCAGUGCUACUCCCAGUCUGUCGAUCGAGGACCUCAUAGCAAUCUCUUCGGACCCAAAUGCAACGGAGAAGGCGCUGAACUUCCGGUCUCUCAAGCUAGGCGGCGACUUACGCCAGGGCACUCCUGCCGUGCGGAACGCUAUUGCAGGCCUCUACGACAAGGAAAAGGGUGUCUUACCAGAGCAUAUCAUCACGGCUAUCGGGACCACGGGCGCCAAUCUGACCGUGUUCCAAGCUCUUCUCGGUGUCGGCGACCAUGUCAUAUGCGUGUAUCCCACCUAUGGCCAACUUCCCGGUCUUCCCAAGGGCUUUCCCUGCGAGGUCUCGCGAUGGGAGCUCGACGCCAGUAAUGGCUGGAGACUUGAUGUCGGAGAGCUCCGCAAACUGAUCAGACCUGACACGAAGAUGCUCGUGUUGAAUAAUCCCAACAACCCCACUGGCUCACAUAUUGACGUGGUCAUGCAAUCUCGGAUACUCGAGAUUGCUCGCGAGCACAACCUCAUUGUGGUCGUGGAUGAAAUCUUCAGGCCACUGUUCCACGCUGUCCAAGGAGAAAAGAUGGUCCCGUCGUUCGUGGAGCAUGAGUACGGCAAAGUGGUCGUGACUGGGUCGAUGAGCAAAGCAUGGGGGCUGUCUGGGGUCAGAAUAGGAUGGAUCGUAUGUCGAGACGAGACUCUGUUCGAAUUACUCGUGAAUGCUCGUCAAUAUACCUUCCAGUCAGCGAGUGUCAUUGACGAAGUCAUCGCCACAGAAGUUCUGGGCGAUCGGUGCCGGCCGGCCAUACUCAAGAGACAUCUCGAAUAUGCUCAGAAGAACCUGCAACUGUUGGAGGCAUUCGUCAACGAGCACAGCGAUACAUUGUCGUGGAACAAACCAACUGCUGCUUCAACCGCGUUCAUCCGGCUGUCUUCGAAUGGUAAGCCCAUGGACGAUGUGGAGUUCUGUCGUGCGGUACUCCAGGAAGAAGGACUGCUAUUCAGUCCCGGCAGUCUUUGCUUCGGGGACGAGAGACAGACAGCAUUGCGAGGUUAUGUGAGGGUUCAUUUCACCCUAAAACCGGAGGCGAUGGUCAAAGCAUUGGAGGCCUGGGACAGGUUUCUUGCAAAGAUGCGGCAGUCUCUCAAAUAGGAUUCGUGAUAGGAUUGACAGAGCUGGGCGAAGAAGGUGCAGGGAGACCCGUAUUUCGUACACUGUUCGUAUACCUGAGAGCUUCUUAACCUCAAGGUCGGACUUGUCGGCAAGCAUGUGCCGUGGGGCGGCUUGCCAAUUUCGACACCUACCAAAUGCAGCAAUGCAGCUUGACUCGUCCUUAACCUGAUGCAAAAUCAAGCCAGGCAAGCA